Dothidotthia symphoricarpi CBS 119687 is the source of this 1152-nucleotide messenger RNA. RefSeq lists its product as uncharacterized. The transcript is spliced from 5 exons. The record is from RefSeq and is a predicted model, not a curated record. The coding region runs from base 1 to 1152 and encodes 383 amino acids. Lineage: Eukaryota; Fungi; Ascomycota; Dothideomycetes; Pleosporales; Dothidotthiaceae.
AUGGAUAGUGGUGAUGAGCUUACGGCGUCGCUGGCGGACCUCCUAAAGAACUUACCUGAUCCAAAUGGACCGAAACCGUUGUCUAAUUACCCUACUACCAUGAUGGGGGUCACAAUACCAUUUCAUGUGUUAAGCUGGCUUGUAGUCGCUUUUCGUCUACACACACGCAUAGUGGUUGUGCGUGAGCCUGGGUGGGAUGACUUCUUCGUUGUUCUGGCUGCUGCGUUCAACUUUGUGUCCAUAUUUGCGUUUUUAUCGGGUAUCGACGCUGGCUUUGGUCAACAUCUUGGCUACAUCCUCAAUAGCAUCGAAACCAUGAUGUUUUGGCUGUGGCUUACCAACGCCGCAUACCAUACCACCACCGCUUUCAUAAAGUUGUCGUUGCUUUUCCAAUACCUGAGGAUGUUCCGAGGAGGAAUUCGCCGAAAGGCCUGCAUUAUACUGGUCGUUUUCAUCGCCUUAUGGGGAGCGGCGUACUCGUUCAUCGCAUGGUUUCCAUGUUUUCCUGUUUCUGGAUUCUGGAACAGACACCAGACGCCAGUUCCCAAGUGCUAUGGUUUCGGCUACGCAAACAUAAACGACACAAAGCUCAUCAUAUUGGUCUUCGCUUGCACGAACAUGUUCUUUGAUGUGGCAAUCUUCAGUAUCCCGCUCACUGAGUACUUCAGAAAGGAUUUGAGGAAGAAGCAGAUCCUGGCUAUGACUGCGUUAUUCGCCAUGGGUUCCAUUGUCGUUUUAAUGGCCAUCCUCCGCCUCUGGAGUAUCUUCAAACAUAGCAAAGCCGACGGUGGCAUGGAUUUCACCUGGUGGUACCCCGAAGUGCUCAUCUUCUCCUGCUUAGAAGUCGAUUUUGCAAUCAUGUGCGCAUCGAUGCCCAUAUUCUGGCCCACCGUCGUCGCCUCCUGGAGUCAGAUCUUCGUCACAAAAGAAGUACGUGUCACACACCAACUGCUCGACGACGACGGCAGCGGGGAUCACUACGAGAUGAACAGACCAAGCUCCUUCAAGAGCCAGCACAGCCAGGAGGGCUUGACGAAACAGAGCAGUUAUUACGAAUUCGACGCAGAAUCGGCACGGAACAAAGAUGUCAGAGUCGCGCAGGUCGAGGUUCGACAGGCAACACAUAGAAUCCAUAUCGACACAUUUCCAUAG